AUGUUCGCCGUCUUUCAGCUUCUGCUCUGCUUUUCGCUGUGCUCAACUGUUCAAGGUAAGGAAUGGGGUUUUGGGUUUGGGAAAGUGACAUUUUGAGUUUAAAUUCAGUUUUUUAAAUUUAAAUAAAAAAAAUAUAAAAGAUCAGUUUGCAACAAUUAUACCUUUAAAAUUAAAAAAAUUUUUUAUGCUAAAACAUUUUAAACAUUUUAUGGCCAUUUUGCCAAAAGUUUAUUACCUAAAAAGCUUUAAGCUGUUUUUGCCCGCAACCACAAAGGACGUCUGAAACCCGUACAAUUGGAGGAACGGAAACGUUCUACCUCUGCUCACGAUGACGACCUACCCAUGUUCAAUGACCUUAACACCCAACUAUUGUAUCAUAUAAAGUAUGUUCUUGUCAGUAGUGUUACCUAAUUUAAAACUUUUGUAAAAGUUGUUCUAUCUGAAAAGGCUAGCAGAGAGAAUAUUAUGAUAGGAAUGCGUUUCUUUUGUACUCACGAUUUUGAAAAAGAUAUUGUAGUAGAUAGUAGAAACAUUUAUUUGUUUAUUGAACUAAAUUCAAAAACAUUAACAAUUUGGUUUUAUAGAUCAAGGUCGUCGCCGUAUCGUCGACCAGUCUACACUCUCAAAGAAGUAUCACAUAUCCACGUUAGAGCUGCGUUGUAUCAAGUAGUUGAUCUAGUAGGUCUACAUUUUAGUAUAACAUAGUUAAUACUUCUGCGUGACACAUAGAAGUGACGUUAAGAACAUCAAUACUUAAAUUACAAGUUAAUUUAGCGGCUGACGGCUUUCAGAAUCGUAUUUUACAUUACGUUUUAGGACCAGAGAAACAACCUAGCCACUAUAUCAGCCUACUUCGAUGUCUGGUGGCACGAUCCGUUCUUGGCCUGGAACAGCACGGCCUUCGAAGCCGAGGUCACGUUCGUUCCGGCACGGUGGGUGUGGAAACCUGAAUUCUACUUUUUCCACAGGUAUGUUAUAUUUAUCAUAUAAAUCUGCAGAUACCAUAUUAAGCUUAUUUACUGCAAUAAGCAUUUUAAAAAUCAGUCCAAAAGUUUAACAGUAUACAAAGAAGUUACUGUAACAUGCAUGAACGUCAUAUAUCUUGGUAUUCUUAUAACAUAGAAUCAUAUAUUACUAUUAUUUUUGUAGUGAAAGGCCUUUUAGUAUUCUUUUCAACAAUUUAGACUGAAAACAAUACUCCUUUUGUUCACCCCUAAGUAUCUGCAUAUUGUUUUAGCAUACAAGGCCGAACACCUGAAUACGAUGCCGAAGCUACAGCCGAAAUCACUUCGAAUGGCACGGUUCGUAUGUUCAUUCCAAUAACAUCACGGGCACUAUGUCCCAUUAAUGGUAGGUUUAUUAUCAGCUUAUAAUAACCCUUUUGUACGUUUAUACUUUAGUUAUCUUUAGAUGAGUAAAAAGUACAGCUGUAUACAGUAAUUACUGUUUAUUGCGGCAGUAGAAAAUCCAAAAGUUUUAAACCUGCAAUACAUAUUACAUUAUAAAGAACACUCGUUUAAAGAUACCAUUUUCAGUCAAAUACUUUCCAUAUGACAUUCAAAACUGCUCAUUCAAUGUAAGUUUAUGUACGAACAUGAAUAAUAUAAAUAACACAAGAUAA
Molecule: messenger RNA, 1621 nt
Organism: Bursaphelenchus okinawaensis
Lineage: Eukaryota; Metazoa; Nematoda; Chromadorea; Rhabditida; Aphelenchoididae
Source: the annotation of a GenBank genome assembly